AUGGAGAAUUUGUCUAAAAAUAGUUUUCUUCCGGUGAGUUUUUAGUUAGUCACUCAUUUUUAUUCUUCUUCUCCAAAAUAUUGUAGCCGAAUAAAUUAACAUGAAUAAAAAGUAAAUGCUUUGAUCGAGUCUAACCUCGCGGAAAUAUUAACUCUUUGCUCAUUUCUUCUGCAUGCGCACAUUAUUAUAAUACUUAAUUUACUCCAUUAAUUCUCGUAUAAAUUAUUUUUUUUAUCCUAUUGCUGCUAAUGGAUUUUGCCAAGAGUAUAUGAACUUUAAUUUUUCUUUUUCUUUUUUUUUUCCAUAAUUUAUUUUCCGCUUCAGAGAAUUUUCAUAUUAUUUCUGUUGUUUACUGAACUUUUAUACUUUUUUUUCCCUUUUGAUAUUAACUUUUUGGAAAACAGAAAGAGAAAUGUUCCAGGGUUGCAUAAAGUGUACUGCCAAUUUUAGAUAACAGGUUCCAGCAUUUUUCAACUACGGUAACUGAAAAAAAAAACGUUUUUUGUGUGAGUUGACCCUGUUUUUAUUGACUGCUAGGACUUGAGGACCUGUUUUAGGGUAACUCCCCGUUCUGCGUUUUUUCUUAACAGUGUUAUUUUCCGCGCGGCUAAUCGAAAUCACCUAGCAACCAACCAUUACUCAAAAACACGAAAAUGAAGUUAUCUUCUUUUUCUAUCAAGAUAUUUUUGUAAUUUGAGAGGCUUUCAAGAAUUCUUUUGAAUUGAAGAAUAAUAUUUCUAAUAAUUCUAGAAGUAUUUUUAGCAUUACCUACAUGCCUGUCACAUUUUUUAUGCCGAAAAAAGAGAAAAAUCUCAUUUUUCCUGGGUUUUUUGUCUUCUCGAUGAAGGAAUAAAAUAAGAGAAUAAUAAUUGUUCUUCCUCUCUCGUUUUUCAGUCAACUGAAAAUAGGAAUAAGAAUAACUUUUUCCCCAAUUUUUUUUGGAUGCACUUUUUAUUUUUAUUUUUGAGAAAUAAAUCAGUAGACUCAUCGGUCUCAAAUUUUUAUGCCGCUAUAUAAUUAAUUUAUUCAUAAAUUUUGUGAGCCAGAUUAUAACUCAGAGAUUCGCUGGCCAGCUCGCCACUAGAUCAGGACCAGGUGGCCGGAAAGUUCAAAACGAGCUGAAUUUGAUUCGGCCACCAGGUCGCCUUGAGUUUUCCGGCGACGUGGCCUGUGUGUUUGAAAUCCUGGAAAGCUAGCAAGACGGUGGUUUAUAUUCAAAAUAGUGCAUUUUUUACUGUUUUUUUCACUUCCUAAGGUUUCUAGUACUCCGAAAAAACAGAAAAUGAGCCAAUUUCUUCUAGAAUGCUCGGAUUCACAAGUUUUUUGGACUUUUUUCUCUUAAGCGAGGCGAUCUGGGCGCGAGGUCGGGUCGAUCUGGACAACCUGGGCGAGGUGGUCUGCAUGAACUGAACCACCUCGCGACCAGGUCGUCUCGCAAAAAAUACGGGCGAUGUGGUUGUCCGUGUCAAUUUCAGAUGGGCAGUCGACCCCACCUAGUGACCAGCUCGCCAGCGAAUCUCUGAGAAUUUUGAAAAAAAACCAUAUUGUAAUUUUUAGAGUUCAAAAGUGGCUUUCUAGAAACUGCUCCUUGAGAGCUAGAAUUUCUAGGAGCGGAUACUUGGUAUGAUAGUUCUCAACGCGUGGAAACCUCUGGAAACCAUGAACUUUUCCGAAGCGUGAAAAUAAUUUUUUAAACUAAAAAUAAUUGUUUUCCACUUUUAUUCCACAACUCAUCUCUAGGUUUCUCAUCUCACAAAGAAAAUGACAUAAUAGCAGAUGACAAAAAAUUUUCGCCGCUAAUCCGAUUUUCGUAAUUUUUCAGCAGCCCUUUUUUCUCUUCUCUGAAAACUUCCAUUCCUUGUUCUCUCACAUCAAGAAAUAGUUUGUGCCCGAGAAGUCCAAAUAAUCUAUUUCUAUUCUAUUUUUAAUCAAAUUUCGCAAAACUCUUUUUGUUCUUUUUUUGUUUUCUGAUCAAAAAUCGAGAAUUGUUGUGAAAAAAACAUACAAUUAGGCGACUGAAUUUUGGUGAAUAACCAACAAAUAUUUUAGUUUAUCUAGUUUGAUUCUGAGAAUUGAGAAAUGUAAUUUGAAAUUGAAAAAAAAUAAUACAACAUUUUCAUUUUUAAUUAAAGCCUUAUUUAUCUGUCUUAUUUUUUAUUCGUCAAAUCUCAUUAGAUAUGACGCCAUUCUGAUGAAUAAUACUUGAUAUGUUCAACACUUCUUGAGAUUUUGAAAUAUUUUAAAUGAGAUCCAAUUUUUUUUUUGAAUUUCUGGAUCGAACCAGCGCUAGGAAACUAGAAAAGUUAGACCGCCAAAAAAUAAUCCUGGUUCUAUUUUUUCAAAGAAAAAUUCUGUAGAGAGGAAUUCAAAUUUUUUACCUACAUCAGGAACCCAAAAUAUGGAUAUGAAUCUGACUAUUUCAGAGAAUUCAACCAAUUCUGAAUGUUUCCCAAAAAAUGUUCCUCACGUCAGUUCCGAUUCAAAUUUCAAUUUUUCUAUACCAAAAAUCCCCAUUUAUCGAUUGAAUUUCAAAAAGUUCCUCUCAAAUCUUAUAAGUUCACAUAUGUUUUGAACCAAAAAAUAAUUGGCUCAUUUCUCGAUUUUCACAUUUUCUUUUUUUCCGUUUGCUUUUACGGCCGCCUCUAAUUUCCGCCUAACUGACUUGUUAUAUAUUUUGCUAGUUGCCAAAUAUAUUUUUGUCAUAUUUAUUAUGUAUUUCAAUGUUUUCAGUGUUCAUUUCGUUUCUUGUUGUUUUUCUGUCUUUGAAUAUAUUUUGGAAUAAUUAGUAGAAAAUAUGUGUGUGGGCGAUUAAAAACCACCUCGAUCAAUAUAAGUCUGAAAUCGAAUUUUUGAGUUUAGGUUAGUUUAAGUCUAGACAUUGAAAAAAUAUUUUUUUAUUUAUUGGAAUAAUAACUUAGUUGCACGCAAAGUUCAGUCUGAUUUUUUUGUUAAAAUAAAAAAAUAGACGAUUCUUGAUCUACCAGAAAGUUGUGAAAAUUUUAGGGUCUAGCAUUUGUGAUAAAAUUCUGUGUCUCUCAGGGGAACUUGUGCUGAACCAAUAGGAUAACAUAGGCAAUCAAGUUUGCUCUAUCGCACCCAUGUGUGUACUUCUUUCGUUAUUCAAAUCCUAACAUGUAUCAAACAUUCUGUCCCAUAAUCAAAUCUAGGUUCUUUUAAAAUUAGUCUGAGAGGUGUUUCAAGAAUUGAAGACUUUGCCAUUUUCCAGAAAAAAUUCCAAAUGAAAAAUUUAAUUAAUUAGUAAUCAUAGAUUUUUUCUACUUCCACUCAACUCCAAUUAAAACUAUGAGUCUCUUCAAUUUCCUUCCUUCAACGAAAAAAAACCAAAAAUCAGUCAUUUUCCGCUAUUUUUUGGGAGUGCUGUGCCUGCCUAAUAUUCAUUUUUGUUCAGCUUCCUGUUUUUUGUUUUUAUUUUCAGAUUUUCAGAGCUAUUUAUAAUUUAUUCAAAAGCAGUCAAAAAGUUUUCUCGACAAUUUACAAGCUUUUGCUUUUUUUUUUGGAAUUUGUGAUUUUUGAAGCGAAACCUACAGUAGGUUCAUGUUAGCGGAAAUUUGGAAUUUAUCAGCUUCCGUUUGACACUUCAAAAAAAAACAAUUUUAUAGAAAUUUUAUGAUCGGAAGGAAGUUUCAUCAAAAUGCAGUUUCGAAUAUAAUUUUUUUCCAAUUUCCAACUGAAAAGUACACAACUUUCAUUUGUUUUUAUAUUGCCCAUAUAUUUAUUUACACCCACAUAAUUAAUUGUGUUCGCGUGCAUGUCAUCUUCCAGCUUCAUUUUUCAAGCCAGUUUGUCUUUGCCAAACUAGUAGUCAACUUUAAUCACGCUCAAAAAACAUCUAAUUGCUCAUUUUGCACAGCGUACCUUCUAGAUAUUUUUUGUUUUGUUUCAAAAAUGAUUUUUGCUUAACUGAAAAUUGAUUAUUUCUGAAUUUUACAAUUUGAUAUAUGUUUUGAAAAAUCAUCCGCUUGAAAAAAAAAGAAAAAUCGGAAAAAAAGCUGGGAUGAAUAAUUCAACAAGUUUUAAUUGACAACUUCGCUACGAUGUUUUUUGACUUGAAAAAACUUCAAAUGAAAAUGAAGUUUGAUGUUUCUUGAUACAAAUUAUUCAUGAUUUAUAAAUAACAAUUUCUGAAUUUCAGCCAAUGUUACUAUGGUUCAACGUACAAGAUGAUGUCACAUAUAUUUUCGGAAUCAAAUUCCGAAAUCGUUCCCUAGUCACACUUUUCGCGUUUAUUCAACUGAUUGUUGCUUGUGUAUCUUUUGCUCAACACAUUUAUUCCGUUGCUCGAUUCAACAAGGUAAUUUUGAUUUUUGAAAAUUAUUUAUCCAAAAAUUAUACUUAUUUUUGCAGAUUUUUUUCUGCUCAUUCAACGAAACAAAAGAUUCUGGCGAAUUUUUAUCACAUGAUGUCAUUAUUUUCGACUUUGGUUUAUUCCACGAACUUAUACACGUAAGAUUAUAUAUCACAUUAAAUUAACAAAUAUCCAACACAAAUACUUAUAGGUUCAAGAAUGUAUAGCAAAUUAUUUGGAUGGAGGAUAUAUGCGAUGUUUAUGGUGUUUCACACAAAUUAUUGGACUUUGUUUAACGAUUUGUGAGUUUUUGGGGAGGUAGAAUUGAAAAAUCCAAGGCUAAAUUAAGUCCUGAUGUUAAGCCUGAAUUUGAGCCUGAGGUUUUGAAUAAGUUCAACAAGCCUAAUUGUAAUUUUUUUUAUAUUUGAGGUAUCGAACCCGCACUUAAGCUCUACUAAUAAAGAAAUAGGUUCUCACUAAAUCAUCUUUAGCCUCCCUCCUUUUUUUUAUUCCUCUGAAAUUUAUCCUAAUUUUAGACACAACACUUUGUAUUCCAAAACCACAUCCUCUACUUCUUUGGCCGAUGUUAAUAAUUCAAAAUGCUUAUUGUUUUGGUUUGGUUAUUUUGACAAUUGCAACAGCCGACAAAGUAAGUGAUUUUUAAAAUUUCGAAAAUUAAUUUAUGACCUCCUAAUUCAAAAUAUUCCAGUUACUAGUAGCAAUUUUCCACCCAACAAACGCUCAUCUAAACCUUCUAAUAUUAUAUUAUGCUGUUGGAACUUGUAUCAAUCAUUUUUUCGAUUAUAUUCUUUGGCAUUAUUAUUGGUACGAAGAGUUUUUAUAUAUCGGAAGAACUGGAAAACAUGUUAUACCAUUUUGGGUUUGA
Messenger RNA from Caenorhabditis angaria, 5192 nucleotides. The record is from the annotation of a GenBank genome assembly. NCBI's taxonomy places the organism in Eukaryota, Metazoa, Nematoda, Chromadorea, Rhabditida, Rhabditidae.